GGUAUGGAAACGCUGACUUGUCACUCCUGGGAUGGGAGGGUGCGGUUCCUGGAACAGCAGAACAAGGUCCUGGAGACCAAGUGGAGCCUCUUGCAGGAGCAGGGCUCUGGCACUAACACUAACAACCGCAACCUGGAGCCUUUUUUCGAGAACUACAUCAGCAGCCUCAGGGCCUUUCUGGAUGGUCUGCUUGUUGAGAAGGACAAGCUGCAUGAGGAGCUGAGGAGCAUGGAGGGGAUGGUGGAGGACUUCAAGAAGAGAUAUGAAGAGGAGAUCAACAAGCGCACUGCGGCAGAGAAUGACUUUGUCGUCUUGAAGAAGGACAUUGAUGCUGCCUACAUGACCAAAGUGGAACUGGAGGCCAAGGUGGACAGUGUGACAGAUGAGAUCAACUUCUUGAAGGCCCUCUAUGAUGCUGAGCUGUCCCAGCUGCAGUCAGACAUGGGCGACACGUCCGUGGUCCUGUCCAUGGACAACAACCGCUUCCUAGACCUGGACAGCAUCAUCGCCGAGGUCCGCGCCCAGUAUGAGGCCAUCACUCAGAGGAGCAAGGCUGAGGCUGAAGCUCUGUACCAGUCCAAGUUGGGUGAGUUGCAGACCACAGCCGGCAUGCAUGGAGAAGACCUGAAGAGUACCAAGAGUGAGAUUAUGGAGCUCAACCGGAUGAUCCAGAGGCUGCGGGCUGAGAUUGAGAGUGUCAAGAAGCAGAAUGCCAACCUGCAGACAUCCAUCGCUGAUGCAGAGCAGCGCGGGGAAGUGGCCCUCAAGGAUGCCAAUGCCAAGCUUCAGGAUCUCAAGGCGGCCCUGCAGCAGGCCAAGGAGGACCUGGCCCGGCUACUGAAGGAGUACCAGGAGCUGAUGAAUGUCAAGCUAGCCCUUGACAUUGAGAUUGCCACCUACCGGACCCUCCUGGAGGGCGAGGAGUGCCGGAUGUCUGGGGAGUGCCAGAGUUCUGUGAGCAUCGAGAUGGUUCACAGCACGACCAGCAGCAGCAGUGGCGGCAGCGGCGUCCUGGGAGGAGGAGCUGGGGGUCGAGGAGGCCUGGGCAGCGGGGGUCUGGGGAGCGGCGGUCUGGGCAGCGGGGCUCUGGUCAGCGGAGGCCGGGGCAGCAGAGCCAGCCGCGGGGGCCUGGGCUUGGACGGCAGUUCCGGCGGGAGCUCAGCGGUGCGCGGGGGCGUCUCCAAUUCCGGGGGCUCGUGCGCCGUCAGCGGGGGUGGCGGUCGCAGCUCGGUCCGGGUCACACAAAGCUCCUCCCAGAGCCAGCGGUCCCAGCACAAACUCUGAAUGUUGUCUCGGACCCACCAGCCCCCUUCACCUGCCGGCACACUCUAGCUCUGUACGCCCUUUCACAUACCGGUGGGACCUUUUCCCUACGUAGCUUCUGCGGCUGGCAUCGCAGCCCAAAAUUUCCUGGGAAGGGUGAUCUGGCGGAAAAACCAUCCACUCCCAUAAGGCCGAGCCGCGGGGCAGUGCCCAGGGGCUGGGCUUUGUCACCGCCCCCGUCCCGCAGGGGUCUGCACCCCAGCGCAUGUUCCACUGUCCUAUGGGAAAGCCCCAGCCAGCCCUGUGCACACCCGGCUACCCUCACCCCUACCCCGGCGCCCCCUCUCCCCCCAAUCUCCUGCUGAUGUUUUGGUUUCCCUCAAGCAGUACUUUUCCUUUCUUGGCCCCAAGAUAUGUAUGAAUUUUCUGUUCUGUAUCUUCA
Messenger RNA from Cervus elaphus (red deer), 1705 nucleotides. Its product is annotated as keratin, type II cytoskeletal 3-like. The transcript has 9 exons. Gene Ontology annotation, biological process: keratinization; intermediate filament organization. Gene Ontology annotation, molecular function: structural constituent of skin epidermis. Gene Ontology annotation, cellular component: keratin filament. Bases 4 to 1284 code for a protein of 426 amino acids. NCBI's taxonomy places the organism in Eukaryota, Metazoa, Chordata, Mammalia, Artiodactyla, Cervidae. The record is from RefSeq and is a predicted model, not a curated record.